Molecule: messenger RNA, 996 nt
Organism: Diaporthe amygdali
Lineage: Eukaryota; Fungi; Ascomycota; Sordariomycetes; Diaporthales; Diaporthaceae
Exons: 3
Coding region: 1-996 (331 amino acids)
Molecular function (GO): pyridoxal phosphate binding; molybdenum ion binding; catalytic activity
Source: RefSeq, a predicted model, not a curated record
AUGAAAAUCACACAGCUUUACGUUUAUCCAAUCAAGUCGCUGCGAGGCAUAGCGCUGCAACGCACGAGGCUUGAUAGACAGGGCGUCCAAUAUGACCGGCGCUAUAUGCUGCUAAGGGUGCACGAUGACGGCCACCAUGAAGCAGUUGAAGUUUCCAGAUAUCCAGCUUGUGCUCUUUUCAUCCCCGAGAUCCUUGAAGGAAAUGGAAAGAUCACUGUGAAGUACCAGAGCCCGGAGGAGCCAGUCUCUCCGCCGACACCAGCGCAAAACACAACGCUUGAGAUCCCAUUGGAGCCGGAUAUCUGCAGCCUGGAGACUGUGGAGGUUGACUUAUACAAGAGCAUGAGCAUGGGCUAUCGUAUGCCUGAGGCUCACAACUCAUGGUUUAGCUCUUGCUUCGGCUUCGAGACUAUCCUCGUUUAUGUUGGCGAUGGCAAACGACAGGUACUUGGGUCUAUGUCCCCGCAUGUUCAAAAAAAGCGAAAUCAGGGGUGGCUAUCGUCCAUGAAGAGCUACAUUGGUUCGAACGACGAAGAUCCUCACUGGCUCACGUUCACCUGCGUCGCAUCGUAUCUGAUCACAACCGAGGCGUCUUUACACGAUGUGAGCAGCCGGCUUCCGCCUGGCGAGGAGAUGGACAUUCGCAAGUUCAGGCCCAACAUAGUUGUCGACGGUGAGGGAGCAUUUGACGAAGAUUACUGGGGGGAGAUUGAGGUUGACAAUGGUGUCCGGUUUGCUCUGACAGGGAACUGCGGGCGUUGCAUGUCUAUUAAUGUUGACUAUGCGACUGGGAGGCCCGGAACAGGUGAAAGUGGCAGUGUCCUGAAGAAACUGAUGAAGGACCGCAGGGUUGACCAGGGCAACAAGUACUCACCGAUCUUUGGGCGAUAUGGCUUCCUUCAGGCCGAAGAGGCAGAGGUCCAAGUGGGAGACGAGGUGGCUGUGACCAAGCGGAUGGAAGAGAGGUGUGUCUGGGACUGGCCUCCAUACAAAUGA